Paramacrobiotus metropolitanus is the source of this 1690-nucleotide messenger RNA. RefSeq lists its product as uncharacterized. The transcript has 8 exons. Gene Ontology annotation, biological process: neuron projection morphogenesis; positive regulation of peptidyl-serine phosphorylation; memory. Bases 493 to 1344 code for a protein of 283 amino acids. Gene Ontology annotation, molecular function: growth factor activity; nerve growth factor receptor binding. The record is from RefSeq and is a predicted model, not a curated record. NCBI's taxonomy places the organism in Eukaryota, Metazoa, Tardigrada, Eutardigrada, Parachela, Macrobiotidae.
CUGAAUGCGCUUGUCAAACGGAUCCUGCUAGAUGGUUAACCCGUUUCACCAUCGCAAAUGCUUAUCUGAAUGGGUCGCGUUGACAUUUGGGAUACAUGCGUAUUUAGCGUUACGGCUCAGCGGGAGACCUUUGCUGGCUCAUAACUUCCAUAGUUGAUAUAUCACUUAUCAAUUUGGUUUGAUGACCAUAAAUAUCGGCUAACCAAGACACUGAAGACAGUUAAGCCAUGUAGAUUAUACUCUUUGUGGCACCCGUAAAACGUCGGAAACUAACAUGUUUUGGCACCAUUUUAUCCAGCGGUGCCGCACUGGAUGGCACAUUGGUUUUUUCGUGCCCAGUGCUGUAUUAUGCAAAAUACCAUUUAUUUAAUGCUGCCCGUUCAACAAAAAUGACAUGAAUUGCACGCGGUAUUUAUCUGAGUAUUUUCAUAAUGGCGCGGCAUUAGAUGGUGACAGUUAUUCCACUUCUUUUGGCAUUUGUUAGUUUCCAUUAUGGCGUUGUGCCUGCAACUUCUUGUGAUCUGCGCAUCAUGUAAACAAUUUCUCGUGACCUUCCUGAUUUUCUUCCAUCAGGUUUAUGCCACAAGUAUCAACAUACCGACAAAGGAUGCCGACGGACAAUUCAUAAGUGACCUAUCUGGAAAUGGUCGGCCCAAUAAUAAUAAUCGGAUGCCUCCUUCCGCUUUUCAAGACGGUCGUUUGAAAUUAUUACUACAUGCUUUUAUAACCAAACUAUCAGAGGAAAUGCGGAGCGAUCCGGAAAUCGGUAUGAAUCCAAAACAAUCCGAAUUCCUACUCCACCGAUUACGGGGUUUGUACAACCACUUGAAAGACCAUCCGGCACUAAUGGAUAGUCGAUUAUCCGUUGGCCGUCCAUUGGAGCUCCCACCGGAAGUAUCCGUCGCCGGCGUCAGGAGUGAUGCAGCAAUAACCGAUAACAAUUCCGACGAUUUCGCGCGUAUAAUCCGGAAGCGCAAACUUGAGCUGCCGCUUACGGAAGCUUGCCCUUCCGUAACCGAGUGGCUUUCAUUGAACAAAAGUCGCGAUAUUCACGAUGAGGAAGUGGAAGUGUUCCAGCCCCAAGGGGAUCCAGGAAGCGAUGAAGAAUCUCAGCUCGGAGCUCAGGUAGGUCGACCGGAUCGCCAGUACUUCUAUACGACACGGUGUAUAAACGGUGUAGAAAAUGAGCCCUGCGUCGGAUCAUCAAGUUUUUACACGAGUCGAUGCGUUACACGAAAGGGUUAUGUUAUGGCGCUCGUUCGAAAGAAGCCGACUGAGUUGUUCGAUUGGAACUGGAUCCAGGUUGCUGUCAGCUGUAAUUGCGGUGUACGCAAGAAGUUCUGAUAGCCCUUGGCGAUGAUUAAGCUAUGAGUUAAUAAUGUACUAUUUCCUUGUGUUUUUCAAUAAUAUGUCAAACCAGCUGUUACAAUAACCACUAUUAAUUUUUGUCUAAUAGUUUUCGAAUAUCGCAUCGUUGCGUUUCGCGACCCCGCUUAGUAAAGCCUAAUUCAGCUUCUUACAUUUAUGUCCACUUUAUAAACACCUCUUACAUAUUUACCUUACUUUCUAACCGCCGACUUCAAGUUUUUGACGUACACUCACUGGUAAAGUUAAUUUUUGACAGAAAACGUGUACCUAUUUUGUAUGCCCAAUAAACCGAACGCCAUAGCGAAAGUUGUAAGAGCGAAGU